AUGGCUGAAGUGCAUCCAAGCUGGUCAUCACCAUCUCCAUCGUCGUUGGGUUCACCCACAGCGCCUGAUGAACUUAUCAAUUCCUUGCGGGACCAUUCGCUAUUUCAACGCUCCAACAAUGCCAUGUUUCUUGAGGAUAUUGCACGCAACAUGCAUAUUCGAACGUAUGGGCCACGGGAUGUGAUUAUCGUCGAGGGUGAACAAGCCAAGGCUAUGUUUCUAUUACUACGAGGAUCCGUGGAUGUAUGUUCAGCCGACUUUGAACGACUCUAUGCGACAUUGGACCAGGGCACGUGCUUUGGUGAGAUUGGCAUCUUGUAUUCGAUUCCACGUACAGCGACAGUGGUGGCAAAGAGCAAGUGUACAGUGGCCGUGCUUACAGCUGAAAAGGUGGCAUCCAUUCUUCCUGAUUAUCCCGAAGUCGAGCAGAUCUUACGCAAUGAAGCCCAGGAACGUUUGGCUAUGCUCAACAAGUGUCCUAAUGAACCAACAACAAGACGAUCCAGUAUGAUUGCUUCCUUUGAUGCCACUAGUGCACGCAAUCAUUUGCAAAAAGUAGCUCUUUUCAAGGAGUGUCCAGAAGAAUUCUUACAUCAAAUCUCACUAAAAUUGGAGCCCAAGAGCUAUCCACCCAAUGCUCGUAUUAUUCGCAAAGAUGAUAUUGGAGAUGAAAUGUUUUUCAUUAUCGAUGGAACGGUGCAGAUUUUAUCGAGCAAUAAUGAUGUGGUUGCACGUUUGGGAUCGGGUGAUUACUUUGGGGAGAUAUCCAUUCUACUUGAUGUACCGCGUACAGCCGAUGUACGAUCCGUGACACACGUUGACAUGUACGUCUUGAGCAAGGCCGAUUUUAUUCAAGUUUGUGCAAGUUAUCCACAACUCGACAGGCGAUUCAAGGACUUGGCUAAUCAAACGCAUCGUAACAUACAGCAACAGCUGGAAGAGAUAACCCAUGGCAUGGCAUCCAUUGACAAAGCGGCUGUAUGCAGCACCACCUGUGAUCAAGAUCCUACAUUGCCUGCAAGGGAUGAUAUCAUGAAGCUUAGGGAAACGGGUGGUAGACGACGUAGACCAAGUAUUGCAGUAUGGGCUGAUCCAUCCUUGUUGGCAUUAUCACAGCAAAAGCAGACUCAACUAUCACCACCUGAAUCACCAUCACCACCACAACAACGUAAACUAUCGUCAUCAUCACCAUUCAUUUCUUCUUCAAUUCCACCAUCCGCUUUGCCGAGCAAAAGUCGUUUAGCAUCCAUGCUAUUGGAGGAAAGGAAUCUCGCAUUACGAUUGAUGCAUCAUUUGGAGUUUGGCAGCGUAUUACAAUUGGCAGCAACAUCACAUGCGUUGCGAUCACAAUUAUUCUCGCCUGCAUUAUUGACACGCGUUGACUUGGAAUCCGUACACAAGCGUGUGACCGAUGAUGUCUUGACAGCUCUUAGUGGCACCAUUGGCCCUCAUGUACAAUCACUCUCGCUCGCCCAUUGCUUUCAUAUCACUGAUACAGGGCUGAUCACGCUACUUGAACAAUGUACACAGCUUGAAGAGCUCAAUCUCAAUUCUUGUUGGCUGAUUACGGAUACAAGCUUACUUGCACUACCAGCAUCGGUGAAACGACUCGACUUGUCCAACUGUCGCAAGAUUACCGAUAGAGGAUUAUAUCAUGUUGUGGGUGGAUUGACACAUUUGACAUUGUCAUAUUGCAAAAACGUGACCAACCGAUCCAUGGCCUUGAUGGGUGAAAAAAGUAAUGCGAGGCUCGAAUAUCUCAAUUUGCAACGGUGCACAACCAUAUCUGAUGCUGGAUUUGAGACAUGGCAACAGCAACAAAUGGCUGCUUUGCGUUCGAUUGAUUUGAGUGAUUGCAGCUUUUUAACUGAUAAGGCGAUCCGUCGACUUGUGCAUGCAGCACCGAGGCUUGAAAAUGUGUGUCUCAGCUUUUGUUGUGCCCUGAGUGAAUCCGCAAUUGAAGCCAUUGCAUCAUUACCAAAUCUUUCAAAGCUUGAUCUUAGUUUUUGUGGUGCAGCUGUAUCCGAUGCCUCCAUAUCUAUCCUUUUAGCUGCUCGUUCCAAUACGCUUCAAGUACUCAACCUUCGAGGAUGCAUUCGUCUCUCAGCUAUGGGAUUGAUGUCAGGUCUUGAGCAUGCUCGUGUCUUGAGGCAUCUUAAUGUUAGUCAAUGCCCUGGUAUCAGCAAGCAAGCCCAUAGUAUGCUUCUCACCCAUGGUCUUUUCACUCUUGUUUGA
This is a messenger RNA of Lichtheimia ornata, 2235 nucleotides long. RefSeq lists its product as uncharacterized. The record is from RefSeq and is a predicted model, not a curated record. The transcript is spliced from 4 exons. Gene Ontology annotation, molecular function: protein-containing complex binding; protein binding. NCBI's taxonomy places the organism in Eukaryota, Fungi, Mucoromycota, Mucoromycetes, Mucorales, Lichtheimiaceae. The coding region runs from base 1 to 2235 and encodes 744 amino acids.